AUGCUGUCCAGGCUCUUUGGGAGUGGACUGGGCCUCAGUGGGCACGUCACUCUGUUACAAAGAAGCCUAUUUAGUACUCGUACACCUUUGCUAAAUGAGAUCAAUGCCAAGUUGCUGACCAUUGUACCACAUGAUGAGGAUAUAGUAGCUUUGGAAAGACAGGAUGAAUUGAUAAGAAGGAGAAGGAAACUGGCGAAAGAAACUACAGUAAUGAAGAAAUUAAAGACUGUGUCACCUGGUCUAAGAUGGUGGAGAAGACCAAUAUAUCCUUAUCUUCACAAGGGAAAGCCCAUGCGUUUCUUAACUGUAGCGAAACGUGGAACAGGUGGUCGUAAUCAUCAUGGUAAGAUUACCGUCCGUCACAGAGGUGGUGGGCACAAAAGAAGAAUAAGACUGGUUGAUUUUUAUCGCAGGAAAGCAGGGAGCCAAACUGUUCAAAGGAUUGAAUACGACCCUGGGAGAUCUGCGCACAUAGCCCUUUUAAAACAUGAUGAAACGGGAGAGCUAUCUUACAUUCUGGCUUGUGAUGGUUUGAGAGAAGGUGACAUCGUUGAGUCAUAUAGACAAGGUGUACCAGAAUCCUUGCUAAAAGAAAUGCACGGUAAGUUGGAUCCAGCUAUCUUGAGUGUCAAAACUGCACAAAGAGGCAAUUGUCUGCCUAUUUCAAUGAUUCCUAUUGGUAGUGUGGUACACAAUGUUGGAAUCACACCUGUUGGGAAGGCUAAAUUCUGUAGAGCUGCUGGUACAUACGCUAGAAUUAUCUCCAAAAUACCAGAAAAAAAGAAGGCAGUUAUUAGACUACAAAGUGGUGAGCAUCGCUAUGUUUCUAUCGAGGCCUGUGCUACCAUGGGUGUAGUCUCUAAUAUUGAACAUCAAAAUGCCUCUCUUGGUAAAGCAGGUAGGUCUAGAUGGUUGGGUAUUAGGCCCACUGUUAGAGGUGUUGCCAUGAACAAAGUUGACCACCCUCACGGUGGUGGCCGUGGUAAAUCUAAAUCAAACAAAUUGUCAAUGUCUCCUUGGGGUCAACUAGCCAAGGGUUACAAGACAAGAAGAGGUAAGAACCAGAAUAGAAUGAAGGUGAAAGAUAGGCCUAGAGGUAAGAAGGAAAGAACUUGA
This is a messenger RNA of Nakaseomyces glabratus, 1116 nucleotides long. It is a transcript of the gene RML2, whose product is annotated as mitochondrial 54S ribosomal protein uL2m. The record is from RefSeq and is a predicted model, not a curated record. Gene Ontology annotation, molecular function: transferase activity; RNA binding; structural constituent of ribosome. Gene Ontology annotation, biological process: mitochondrial translation. NCBI's taxonomy places the organism in Eukaryota, Fungi, Ascomycota, Saccharomycetes, Saccharomycetales, Saccharomycetaceae. Gene Ontology annotation, cellular component: mitochondrial large ribosomal subunit; ribosome.